This is a messenger RNA of Dioscorea cayenensis subsp. rotundata (Guinea yam), 790 nucleotides long. RefSeq lists its product as uncharacterized. The record is from RefSeq and is a predicted model, not a curated record. The coding region runs from base 51 to 650 and encodes 199 amino acids. Lineage: Eukaryota; Viridiplantae; Streptophyta; Magnoliopsida; Dioscoreales; Dioscoreaceae. Gene Ontology annotation, molecular function: DNA binding; protein dimerization activity. The transcript has 2 exons.
UUAGGGUUUUGUUUUCCUUCAAAUUUCCAAAGAAUUAGAAAUCAAAAUCAAUGGGCAUGGAGAACCAGCCGAAGAUGAACAUCACCACGCGAAGCAGAGGUCUCCUGAAAAAAUCCAUGGAGCUUUCCACACUGUGCGGCAUUGACGUCUGCCUCCUCUUCUACGAUCCCUCAUCAUCCUCCACCGCCCCUGCCCUCACCUUCCCCUCCGAUCCCUCCCAAGUCUCCCGCAUCCUCUCUCGUUACCAGUCCCACACCGGCCGCGUCAAGGACGAAACCCCUAAAUACCUCCGCCGUCAUCCAUCGGAACCCGAGAUCGUGGACUCCCCUGACGACAUGGUUGUUGAUUGCGCAGAGGAGACAGCGGAGAAAGUGAUUGUUUGCCAGACGGAGCAGUGGAUCGAUGGGGAACCGAUCCGAGCGCUGGUGGAUUUGGUGGAUGAGUGGGUUUCGGAGGCGGAGUGGAUUGGAUCUGGGAAGAAGAAGGGGAUGCGAUCGUUUUCACGGCGAGAGAAAGCUCUGAGAAGCAUCGCGGAGGAUCUCGAUGUGAUGUUGUGCUCUGUGAACAAUCGGAUUUUGGCUUUGCUAUCCAGAAAUGUGGAUCAGCCACAGGAUUUCAACUCCGACUCUCUUAUCAUAAAAGUGAUGUAAUAAUUUAUUUAUCAUGUAUAUAUAUUUUUUUUUAUCUUAAUUCUUAAUUUUUAGUCAAGGCCAAUUAUCGCAAUUUCUCAUAAAUGCUGAAACUUCUUUUGAUUCUAAUAUGCCUUUAAUGAAUUGUUUGUUGUAAAUAA